AUGCCGUAUAAACCUUCGUUCUUGUUUCGUCUGGUUAGUGAUAUCGAUGAGUAUGAGCGGUUUGUACCGUUCUGUCAGAGAUCAAAAGUAACGAGCAGAGAUCUUACAACAGGUUUGCCAAAUAAAGCAGAUUUAACUAUUGGAUUUGGUAAAUUUUGCGAAACGUUUGAUAGUCGAGUGGUUUGUGAUCCAGUUGAGAGAACCGUCCUGGCAGAUGCUUCUCAUCACCAGUUGUUUCAGCAUUUGAAAACAAAUUGGAAAAUAGUGGAGGCUUCUAAAGGAAGAAUUCGAGUAGACUUGGAAGUGGAGUUUGAAUUUCAAAGCAAACUUCAUAGCGUCGUAAGCAAACUGGCAGGCUCCACGGUAGCUACCGAAAUUAUUCAAGGAUUCGUGGAUCAAGCGAAGCAAAAAUAUGAGCUUGAACACUCAAAGGAACCACUCAAAGACGAUCUUUCAAAUGUCCCAUGA
Messenger RNA from Schizosaccharomyces osmophilus, 468 nucleotides. It is a transcript of the gene coq10, whose product is annotated as mitochondrial ubiquinone binding protein Coq10. NCBI's taxonomy places the organism in Eukaryota, Fungi, Ascomycota, Schizosaccharomycetes, Schizosaccharomycetales, Schizosaccharomycetaceae. Bases 1 to 468 code for a protein of 155 amino acids. The transcript has a single exon. Gene Ontology annotation, molecular function: ubiquinone binding. Gene Ontology annotation, biological process: ubiquinone biosynthetic process; cellular respiration. The record is from RefSeq and is a predicted model, not a curated record. Gene Ontology annotation, cellular component: mitochondrion.